Messenger RNA from Carassius gibelio (silver crucian carp), 852 nucleotides. Its product is annotated as vitelline membrane outer layer protein 1. The transcript is spliced from 5 exons. The coding region runs from base 70 to 696 and encodes 208 amino acids. The record is from RefSeq and is a predicted model, not a curated record. NCBI's taxonomy places the organism in Eukaryota, Metazoa, Chordata, Actinopteri, Cypriniformes, Cyprinidae.
CUGCUGACCGACUACAGACGACUUUCAAGUGUAGAAACACUACAGCGGUAUUUUAGUCCAUCUGUAGCAAUGCAUCGCUUCAUUUCCAUCACAUUUUCACUGCUAGUCUUUAUUGGGCUGCAGGUGAGCGUUCAGACCGCAGGAAGACGCUUUGAGAGGAGCAUCGAGAGACACUUCGUAUCGUUGCUGACGGUACCCAAUGGGAUGAAGUGGGGGUCAUGGGCUCAAAGGGAAUUCUGUCCGAGUGGAACAUACGCCGCAGGAUUCAGUCUAAAGGUGGAAGAACUUUCUGUUUUAUCGGAUAACACCGCGCUCAAUGCGAUUCGUCUUCACUGCAUCAGUCUCUUCAAAGGCUCAGGCUUAGAUGAGCUUGAUAGUUUCGUUGAGUCGAACGUUGGAAGCUGGGGUCAGUGGACUAAAAUCAAAUGGUGUCCUUCUGGAUUCUUGAAAGCUUUUCAGCUGAGAGUCGAAUCUUCCCAAGGAAUUAGAGACGACACGGCUGUAAACAACAUCAGAUUCAAUUGCACUGAAGGGUCUUUGCUGUUGGGUGACGGCACAGACAAAGGCGAGUGGGGCGACUGGAGCUCGUCUUGUCAGGGAAGAGGGAUGUGUGGCAUCAUGACGCGGAUAGAAGAAAAGCUGAAAUUCGGAGACGACACGGCUCUCAAUGAUGCACGCAUGUUCUGCUGCGAAUAAGGUGUAAAGAAGACGACAAGAAGAACAGCAGAAAAAGUAUAAUAACUGAUCAAAUACUAAGAUGAACCAUCUCUCAGCACAGUUUUGUAAGGGAUCAUGCUCAAUCAUAGCAUUAUCACCAAAUAAAGAACAGGAUAAUAAAGACCCCAAAAGCCA